Molecule: messenger RNA, 1140 nt
Organism: Endocarpon pusillum Z07020
Lineage: Eukaryota; Fungi; Ascomycota; Eurotiomycetes; Verrucariales; Verrucariaceae
Exons: 4
Coding region: 1-1140 (379 amino acids)
Molecular function (GO): oxidoreductase activity
Source: RefSeq, a predicted model, not a curated record
AUGGCGGAAAUUGCGCAAGACCGGUUGCCACCAGGCUAUCCAAUCCAACUAUCUGGACCACUAGCAUGGACAGGCUCUACGCUAGAGUCCGAAAGUGAGCGGAUCUACAUACGACUUUCGGAGGACGAUGUUCACCACAUUGAUAGAGCCUUGCAGCAUUUCAAAGGCUUGGCCAUCGCCCGCGGUUUCGCAAGCCCGGAGACAUUCCCACUCCCAGAAGAGCUUCGACAGCGCCUGCGCGGCAUUACCAAAGCUGUAUAUGCUGGCCUAGGAUUCUGCGUUCUGCGGGGCCUCAACCCAGCUGUAUACACGGAGGAAGAACGUGUUAUACUUCAUGCUGGCCUUACUAGCCAUGCAGCGAAUUCCCGUGCCCGCAAUAUUGAUCACAUCCGUGACAGGACGAAGGAUAACCCGCUCAACGAGAAGUUGAAGCCUCCAGAGCAGAUCGUCUCAAUGAAUUUCCAUACCGACAUCGACGUCUACGACAUGCUGACCAUGUUCACUCAAAGCGUCCCACUGGAGGGUGGCGACCAGUACCUCUCCUCGAUGACUUCUAUCUACAACAUGCUUGCCGUAGAGGACCCGGAAGUCAUCAAGACCUUGUUUGAGGACUGGUACUGGGAGAGAUCUCACAGGCCCGCGAUCGGCGAAGAAGUCAUCCGCUCCUUCUACCGCCCCCUCAUCGCCCUUGACGACAACGGAAACAUUCAAGUCAACUACGCGGGUGCGUUCAUUGGCGCGAGCGCCACCUAUCCGCUAACGGCCGCUGCACCGGGCCUGAAGCCACAUCAAGAGCACGCCAUGGCAGUCAUCCAGGACGUCGCCCGCCGUGUUCGUAUCCGUCUGGCCCCGCAGCCAGGCGACAUGCUCUUCAUCAAUAACUACGCCGUCCUGCAUGCGCGCGACUCCUGGACAGAUUCGCCAACGGAUCCGACCAGGCGCCGCUACAUGAUGCGUCUGUGGCUGCACGACGACCAACAAGGCUGGGUGUCGGCACCGGCGCUGAAGCGGAAUAUGGGCGACAACUUCGAUCUUCCGCCCGAGAAGCAGGCGCUCAUGACGGGCAGUGAGUGGGAUAAGCUGCCGAGAAGCUGGCGUGUCAAGAGUGUGGGUGUCUCCGGGAAUGACUGCCAUGACUAA